AUGAGUACUACCGAAAGCAGCAACACUCCGACCACUGUGAGCACUGCGAGCAUUCGGGCGCCCCCUCAAAUAAUUGGGUCGAUCGGCUUGCUGUUCGUGGAUCCGGAGGCGGUCCGGAACGGCCCAGAUGCAUUGAAGGUGUUGAACUCACUUGGCGCUACGAUCGCUCAGGUGGUGGGCACGUCCGCGAGUUACGUCAGCACCUGGUUUGCGGAGUCUCGAAGGCUCCGGGCCCCUACGCGCGGGCUCUCCAGCGGCAGCCUUGUGGUGGAGUACAGCGUAUCUGUGCCAGCGGAUGCUCCGGCCGACAUCCCGGAUCUUGCCGCCAUGCAGGCGUCCUUGGACAGUGUGGAUAUCAGCUCUUUCACGUCUUUGUUGCAAGCGAACAUCGACGUGGAGGUCGGGGACGGAGUGUACGAGGUCGCCGUGACGGGAAUCACGGCAAUCGCCAUCAACGUGCCGAGCGUCACCUUGCCAGAGGCAGAGGAUAGAAUCGACGCUGGUCUUGAGGUCGAGGCCAAUUCGAUUAUUGUCGGCAUCGUCAUUUCAGGUGUGGUUUUUAUCGGGUGCGGGUCUUUGCUUCUGUUGCUAGGCUGGCGCUCCCAUCGUCGGCAAGCGGGGGAUCAUGUCAGGGACGCGGAGGUCCCGGGGAUCCCGGUGGGCCCGUUGGGCGCCGCCGGUUCGGCGGCCAGCGCCAGGUCCGAGAAGCUCUCCUUCCGCUUCGAGGGCGACAAGCCGCCCGAGGGCGACCCCAGCUCGGCGAACGCGGGCUCGGCCAGCGCUGGAGCACAGGCCGCGGCUGCGAGGCCGCCCGCUGGCGUGGGCCCCCGCCCACGCCAGCGCUCGCCCAAGCCGCGCUCGCCCACGCCGCGCCCGAAGAAGCGCGGCAAGGCCCAGCAGGUGGCCGACGCCGGCGAGGCCGCGGCGGGCCCGGGCGGCGCCGCCAGGCAGCCUUCGCAGCGCGCGCUGGUCGAGGACCCGGAUGAGAUGCCGUUCGUGCAAGCCUCCAAGAGGAUGGUGGUGCCUCAGCUGGGCCGGCUCUUCUCGGCGGCGGCGCCCGACUGCGACGACUCGGAGGGGUUCGUCGACGACAGCGGCUCCCUGGACGACCAGUGCUCCAUUGUGUCCGUGGACCUCGGGCACCCCGCGGACGAGGACCGCUCCGUGGUCUCCGUGGGCGGCAGCCGCUCCGUGGUCUCCGUGGGCGCCCCGUCGCUCGACGGCGCGCGCCCCGCAGCGCACGCCGGCAGGCGGAUCUUCGUGCUGUGA
Molecule: messenger RNA, 1269 nt
Organism: Prorocentrum cordatum
Lineage: Eukaryota; Dinophyceae; Prorocentrales; Prorocentraceae
Source: the annotation of a GenBank genome assembly